Molecule: messenger RNA, 3700 nt
Organism: Dendrobium catenatum
Lineage: Eukaryota; Viridiplantae; Streptophyta; Magnoliopsida; Asparagales; Orchidaceae
Product: vacuolar protein sorting-associated protein 54, chloroplastic
Exons: 20
Coding region: 329-3283 (984 amino acids)
Biological process (GO): retrograde transport, endosome to Golgi; Golgi to vacuole transport
Cellular component (GO): GARP complex
Molecular function (GO): syntaxin binding
Source: RefSeq, a predicted model, not a curated record
UUUGAUGAAUUAUUUUUGAGUGCAGAUGGGAGUUAUGCGAUCUGAUACAGAGUUGAAGCAGCGUCAAUUCGACUUUAUGCAGUGGCAAUGUGGCAUACGGUCCCCUGGCUUCCGUUUUCGCGUCUUAUCAUUCGACUAGAAACUAUACUUUAAUACUCUCUUCCCUCUUCUUCCAAUAUUCAGAUCUUAGAAACCGAUCCACCGCUACAUUUCUCCGGCGCCGCAUUCCUGGAUCGGACUGCUAUAUGAUCUAAGGUUUGGCCGCUGGGAUUAGGGUUUCCUGUCCUUUACGGAUCGAUGGUCUCAGCUUCCUGAGAAGCUGCAGGAGAUGGAAGCGCUGCCUUCCCACUCAGGAAGGCCUCCUAUCCGCACAACGAGCUCAUCCUCCGGUAGAUCCAGCACCGAUUUGGACUCUCCUUCCUCGUUCUUCCCCCCCUCCACUGCUAUCACACAGAGCCUUUCCUCUAUCCUCAACAACCCUCACGCGUCCCGCUCCGACGCUUCCUGGUCUAUUUUUUGGCCCUCUGCUUCCGUCGGCGCCCCCGACUUCUCGGCGCCGAUUGCCACCUCCGUCUCCCUUCCGGAUGUGUCACGUGGCGAAUUCCAGCCUUACCUUUCAGCUAUAUUCGAAUCAUACUCCCGCUUUGAGGAUGUUCGCAAACACACCAGUAGAGAGACGGGUGAUGCCAUUGCUGAGUCACGCGGUCACGGGGAGGCUCUCGUUUCCUGUCUUCGGGAAGUGCCGGCGCUCUUCUUUAAGGAGGACUUUGCUCUUGAAGAGGGUGCAGUGUUCCGCGCAGCCUGCCCUUUUUCGCCUUCCAUAGCCGAGAACGCCGAACUGCAGGAGAGGCUUACCCACUAUUUGGAUUUGGUGGAGAUGCAUUUGGUAAGGGAGAUUUCGCUACGAUCAGACUCGUUCUUUGAGGCCCAGGUGCAGCUGCAGGGAUUAAAUGGAGAGAUUGUGGAGGCGUGUGUGAAGGUCAGGGAACUGAAGGAGACGAUUAGGAUCCUGACUGGUGAUCUUGUGGGAUCAGCGAAGCAGGUGCAAGAGCUCAAUGCUACGAGGGGGAACCUUGUGGCGCUGCAUCAGAUGCUCACGGUGAUAUUGUACGUUAGCCAUGCUCUUUCAGCUUUGAAGCUGCUUGUGGCUGCUGCCGAUUGUGCUGGUGCUCUAGAUGUCAUUGAUGACUUGCAUCAUUUAUUGGAGACAGAUGAGCUUACUGGACUUCAUUGUUUCCGACAUUUAAGGGAUCAAUUGGCAGGAUCGUUGGAUUCCAUAAAUAGCAUUCUUUCAGCAGAUUUUGUUCGAGCAGCAAUACAUGAUGUCAAAGCUGUAGAUUCUUUUAUAUUGUCAAAAAUAAAAGCAACUUCAUCUGGCAUCAUGAAUGGUUUAGAAGACGAGGUAAAAAGUAAUGAUGAUGAACGCUUGGUUCUCCGUGAUCAUCUUCUUCCUCUAAUUUUUGGACUACUUCGAACAGCCAAGCUUCCCGCUGUUUUGAGGAUCUACCGAGACACUCUUAUUACUGAAAUGAAGGCUGCAAUCAAAAGUACUGUUGCACAGCUGCUUCCUCUUUUGUUAUCUCGGGAUCCUGAUAUGGUACCUGGUGAACGAACAACGGACUCAGAUAGUGGAGGUUUAUCUCUUGCUAGCAAACUUAGAAGCCUUUCAUCUGAAAGCUUUGUUCAACUUUUAAUUGCUAUUUUCAAGGUUGUCCAGGCACAUUUAAUGCGAGCUGCAGAAGUUAAAAAUGUUAUCGAGUUUAUGAUGGACAAUCUUGAAAGUUAUGAUAGUGAUUCUGCGAUGGCAAUGGUCACCCAUGGUUCAUCCGCUGUUGAUGUUGCCACUGAAAAUGAGAAUCAGUCUCUUUCACAUUUUCUGCAUUUUCUUCCAAAGAAUGCACAAAGAAAUCUCUUGUUCCAAGCAAAACUAAAUGAUACAUCCAGCCCUGUCACCUCAAAGAACUUUCGUGCUGAUGUAUUACGGGAAAACACAGAAGCUGUGUUUGCUGCUUGUGAUUCUGCUCAUGGAAGGUGGGCUAAACUUCUUGGUGUCCGUGCUCUUCUUCACCCAAAGUUAAGGCUUCAAGAGUUUCUAAACAUCUAUAACAUAACUCAGGACUUUAUCACAGCUACUGAGAAGAUUGGCGGGAGACUAGGCUACAGCAUUCGAGGAACGCUGCAAUCACAAUCAAAAUCAUUUGUUGAUUUUCAACAUGAAUCCCGAAUGUCAAAGAUUAAAGCAAUUCUUGAUCAAGAAACAUGGGUGACUGUUGAUGUUCCUGAGGAAUUUCAGGCAAUUGUUGCAUCUCUUCAUUUUCAUGAGGAGUCAUUUGUUAAUGAGUCUCUUCAAAGCAAUCAUAAUGAGCAGCUAAUUGUCAGUUCUAACAAAGAAAACAGAAUGGAUUCUGCACCAAAUCGAAAUGCUGAUGGUAACUCUGUUGAAACUGGAAAAUCUGCAUCUCAGACUCUUGUGUAUGGAGGUGUUAGUUAUCACAUGGUGAACUGUGGUUUAAUACUAUUGAAGAUGCUGUCAGAGUAUGUUGAUAUUUGUAAAUGCCUGCCAGCUUUAUCAUCUGAAGUCAUCCACCGUGUGGUAGAAUUUUUGAAAAUGUUCAACACCAGAACUUGCCAGCUUGUUCUUGGUGCUGGUGAUAUGCAGGUGUCUGGCUUGAAGUCUAUAACAUCGAAGCACUUAGCUCUGGCAAGCCAAAUUAUCAGUUUUAUUUAUGCUAUCAUGCCAGAAAUCCGGAGAGUUCUCUUUCUGAAAGUACCUGAGAGCCGUAAAGGGUUGUUGCUUUUAGAGAUUGAAAGAGUGGCCCAGGACUACAAAGUUCAUCGUGAUGAGAUUCAUUCAAAAUUGGUUCAGAUAAUGCGGGAAAGAUUAUUGAUAAAUCUUAGGAAGCUGCCACAAAUUGUUGAGAACUGGAAUGCUCCAGAGGAUAAUGAUCCACAACCCAGUCAGUUUGCUAAAGCAGUCACCAAGGAAGUGACUUACCUUCAUCGUAUCCUUUCUCAAACAUUACUUGAGAGUGAUGUCCAAGCAAUUUUCAGGCAAGUUGUUCAAAUUUUUCAUUCUCACCUGUUUGAAGAAUUCUCCAAGUUAGAUAUCAGCACACCUCAAGCCAAGAAUCGACUUUACCGUGAUGUUCAGGUUAUACUCGGAUGCAUACGGAAGUUGCCCUCUGAUGAUUCAAACAGAGAUCAGGUGCCAAACUAUGGUCUGCUUGAUGAAUUCCUGGCAAAGAAAUUUGGAGAGAAGGAAGUUGCUACCCAUUCAAAGUAGGAGCUGACUGUAUUAUAGGCAGAUUUUUUUUGACACUGGAGUUGGAACACCGUCAGGAGUUUCUUCCACCGCUUCUUGAUAAAGAAUUUAUCCAAUGAGAUUGCUGCUUAAUUCGUGAAGGUCUUCCUAGAGCUUGCUCUGAAUUGAAGUAUUCAUAUUUUACUAGCUUUUUUUGUUUUUGUUUUCAUUGUUGUAUUUUUCUUCUUUGGCCGUUGACUCGAGCUAUUUGGUCAAUCAAGCCUUUUUGGUUUGAUGGUUGUGAAUAAAUUUCAGCUGGGUAGAUACAAGUUUAUGGAACAAUUUCUCAAUCUCUUAAUGUAUAGAACAUUUUUGGCACUUGUAAAAAAACUUAUGAAUUGCACUUGAAGGAAGCCCCUUCAAUUUGAGUAUUAGGAAGAAGAAGAAGUCUCUUUAUUC